Dreissena polymorpha is the source of this 1645-nucleotide messenger RNA. RefSeq lists its product as uncharacterized. NCBI's taxonomy places the organism in Eukaryota, Metazoa, Mollusca, Bivalvia, Myida, Dreissenidae. The record is from RefSeq and is a predicted model, not a curated record. Bases 265 to 891 code for a protein of 208 amino acids. The transcript has 3 exons.
GGCCUCCGUUGACUGAAUGUUUUAUUGGUUAUUAACGGUUCAUCUGAUUUUGAUUCAAGUUUUAAUUUGGAAUCGACAUUCGAUUGACUUGGCGUUCAUUUUCAGUUCAUUGUCAUUGGAGAUGUUUUAAAUGCGAGCUGCGAGGCGAGAACUAGUGACUGCUAAGGACCGUUGAUAUUUCAAUAGCAGUCUUUUGUAACGGCGUGUCUGUUGCGGCAAAGGAGAAGGGACAUAUCGCAAAUAUUUUAACAGGAAUACACCAAUAUGAACAAAACCGAAAUGUACAUAAUAACAGCAUUGCUGAUAUGCGCUCUGGUAGAAAACAGCGCAGAGGCAAAACGAAGCUUCCAUCACAUGCUUGGUAAGCGAACCCACGGGAUCAACGCACGGGGUUACACCCACGUCUUUGGUAAGCGAGGACGUGGUGCCGAACUAAGCAAGUAUGACCCAUACAGAGAUACAAACGAUCUCAAUAUGGACGAACUAGAUACAUUAGAAAGUAAGGAUGAUGAAAAAGGAUUUGAUGAUCAACUACAAGACUCACUGCCUCUUGCUAUAAACUGGCCCGAACAAAAGGAUAAUCGCAACGUCCCUUCUGACAGCGAUUCUGCCCUGCCCCUUGCUAUAAACUGGUCCGAACAAAAAGAUACUCGCUAUGUCCCUUCCGAUAGCGAUUCUGCCGAGUCUGAGGGCCUCGAUGUAUAUGACAAGACACCAUGGUCACCAAAGAGCGAUCACCGAUAUGCGUACCCCAGGGAAGGUUCUGAUUUGGUUGACACCAACACGAAAAUCCUUGAAGAACUUCUACGGUCAUCGUCAGCCGAUGAACGAUCCAAGCUGUUUGACCGCAUCAACGAACUCAGUCGUUCUUCCGCUCACAAAUGGAAGUGACGUUACCUUGGAAACGCGUUCCACCAAUGAGCAGCAGUGUGUAACGCAAAUGAAAGCAUGUCAAAGCUUAACAAUAUGUCUAGUACAAGAACGUUACCCUAGUAGCUAUGGUUUCUGUAUUUGCCAUCAUUUAACGUUCUUAGUAAAUAUAUAAAGUAAAGAAACACGAGAAAUGCGUGUGUUUUUCAUGGUAGAUCUAUAUUUUAGAAAAUACAAAAUGUUUUUAAAGCUGGAUGUUAAAUAAUUAAGAUAAACAUUUUGUUGUAUCGCCCUUAUGUGGACGUUGCAGUAGCUAUGAAUUACAUUAUGCCUUUAGGACAAUCCGUUUGUUACUUGUACCGACGUAUCAUCCUCUUCAAAUCUUACUAUAUUGUUUAUUUAUAUGAGUCGUGUUCUGAGUAAACUGGUCUUAAUGCAUGUGCGGCUAAUCUGGGACGACACUUUCCGCCUAAAGUUGAUUUUCGGUAAGGAAGACUUCCUUGAAACUCAAAAACACCAUUAAAGCAGAAAGUAUCGUCCCUGAUUAGCCUGUGCGGACUGCACAGGCUAAUCUGGGAUGACACUUUACGCCCAUGCAUUAAACCCAGUUUUCACAGAACGCGACUCAUAUAGACACGACACAAACGACAUUCCAAAUGAAUCAUUCAAGGAGAGCGCACCAAUAUGCUUAUAAGUCAGAAACGUGAACAGUUUACAGACCAUAAUACACAUAUAACACAUUUGUUAUACAUAAAAUAAAUAAAGAUUAUCACAC